GUGUUAAUGUGUGCGAGAACGUGACACCCUAGUUGAAUCCUUAUACGCCUAGCCUCCCUACUUGAACACAAAAGGUUUCAUACACCGUCGUUACACAAUAACAAUGGCUACAAAGAAGAGAAAUGAAGCUGAACCUGAAGCAGAAACCCAUGUCUCCAAUGGUGGCUCUCAUGAGAAGAAAAAGAAGAAAAAGCACAAGACACGAGACAAAGAGCAGAAAAGCUUUGUAGCGGAUGGUGAUGACGUCACCCCUCCAACUGUCACCAUCGCUCUUCCUGGCUCUAUAAUCGAUAAUACCCAGUCUUUCGAGCUCGCUACUCGGCUUGCUGGCCAAAUCGCGCGUGCCGCCACCAUUUUCCGGAUUGAUGAGGUGAUCAUAUUUGAUAACCAAAGCGAAUCAAUGGCUGAUUCAGAUGUGACACCUAAGGACACUUCAGAUGAAAACGAAAGUGGUGCCGCUUUCUUGAUAAGGAUCUUGAAGUAUCUGGAGACACCACAAUAUUUGAGAAAGGCUCUUUUCCAAAAACAUAACAGCUUAAGAUUUGUGGGUUUGCUGCCACCGCUUGAUGCCCCACAUCAUCUUCGAAAGCAUGAAUGGGGUCCAUAUAGAGAAGGUGUCACACUCAUGCAACAAGCUCCAAGUUCUGGCAGCACGCUUGUGGAUGUGGGGCUUAGUAAGAAUGUGGUAAUUGAUCAAGCACUUGAGCCUGGAACAAGAGUGACUUUAGCCAUGGGAACUAAUCGCCGACUCGAUGAUGAGCCACGUGCGGUUGUCUCAUCAUCGAAACCUAGGGAAGAAGGAAUGUAUUGGGGCUAUAAAGUAAGAUAUGCUGCCAAUAUCAGUUUAGCACUAAACGGCUGCCCGUAUAAGGGUGGAUAUGAUUAUCUCAUUGGUACCUCAGAGCAUGGCAAUAUUGUCAAGUCAUCAGAGCUUCGGUUACCAUCUUUCAGGCAUCUGUUGAUUGCUUUCGGCGGACUUGCUGGACUGGAAGAGUGCGUCGAAGUAGACAAAAAUCUCAAGGGAAAAAAACCGAGGGAUAUAUUUAACACAUAUUUGAACAUAUGCCCUCAUCAAGGUAGCCGAACAAUUCGAACAGAGGAGGCAAUCUUCAUCUGUCUACAAUAUUUCCAAGAACCAAUUGAUCGUGUAUUACAUGCAUAGAUGCAAUUAGUGGCCCCUUUGUUUUGGCCUUUCUGACCCGGUUCAUUUUCAGAUAAUUGAUGUAAUACAUCCUGCCUUCUUUUGUUUUGCUAUAUAUGAUAUAGAUUUUGACCUUUUUAUUUGAGUGAUGACUAUCAAAGUAUCAAAACACAAUUCCUUUUAA
Messenger RNA from Helianthus annuus (common sunflower), 1325 nucleotides. Its product is annotated as putative methyltransferase C9orf114 homolog. The record is from RefSeq and is a predicted model, not a curated record. NCBI's taxonomy places the organism in Eukaryota, Viridiplantae, Streptophyta, Magnoliopsida, Asterales, Asteraceae. The coding region runs from base 104 to 1162 and encodes 352 amino acids. The transcript is spliced from 11 exons.